Saprolegnia diclina VS20 is the source of this 1279-nucleotide messenger RNA. RefSeq lists its product as hypothetical. Gene Ontology annotation, biological process: base-excision repair; nucleotide-excision repair; base-excision repair, AP site formation. Bases 30 to 1214 code for a protein of 394 amino acids. The transcript has 6 exons. Gene Ontology annotation, cellular component: nucleus. The record is from RefSeq and is a predicted model, not a curated record. Gene Ontology annotation, molecular function: 8-oxo-7,8-dihydroguanine DNA N-glycosylase activity; damaged DNA binding. NCBI's taxonomy places the organism in Eukaryota, Oomycota, Saprolegniomycetes, Saprolegniales, Saprolegniaceae.
GCCAAGAUCGCGACCGAAGGUCAUCCAUCAUGUGGCGCCGCUUGUGUCCUCGCUCGGAAAUGGCCUGUCACCUCACACUGCAGAGCGGCCAAGUCUUCAACUGGCGCCAAGUCCAAGCGCAAUGGGUCGGUGUUAUCCAGCGUCACGUCAUCGCGCUCCGGGAGGCCGAGUCAGCGAUCGAGUACACAUGCUUGCACGCGCCUCCGCUGCAAGACAAGGAAGACGACGUUCAUGCACUCGUGUCAUCCUACUUUCGCACUGAUGACAACCUCGGCGAGCUCUACGCGUCGUGGAUGCAGCCCAACGACCAGUUCUCACCGGCCUUUGCGUCGCUGCCCGGGCUCCGCCUCAUUCGCCAAGACCCGCUCGAGUGUCUCUUUUCGUUCAUUUGCUCGUCCAACAACAACAUUGCGCGCGUGACGCAGAUGCUCGAAAAGUUACGCGCGCGCUUUGGCGACGAACUCAUGACCCACGACGGCACGCCGCUGCACGCCUUCCCGACCCUCGCGCAGCUACAGGCCAUCCAAGAGCCCGAGCUGCGCACGCUCGGGUUCGGGUACCGCGCCCAGUACAUUGUCAAGUCGGCGGCGAUUUUGCACGACCUCGGCGGCGAAGCCUACUUGCAGACGCUGCGUGCGAACGCAGACGCGGCCGCCGUCCAGACGUCGCUGACGCAGUUUGCGGGCGUCGGGCGCAAGGUCGCCGACUGCAUCGCGCUCUUCUCGCUCGAAAAGCUCGAGGCAAUCCCCGUCGAUACGCACGUGUGGCAGAUCGCUUGCCGCGACUUUCACGCCAAAGUACACUGUAGAUCUGUGAAUGUAUGCACGCUGAACAACAAAUACGAUGACGCAGGCGCACAAAAGUUUGACGCCGACCGUAUACGCCCAAGUGGGCCAGCUGUACCAAGACAGGUUCACGCCGUACGCGGGGUGGGCGCACAGUGUCCUCUUUGCGGCCGAGCUGGCUGCGUUCAAGCCAGCGAAACCGGCGGCCGCCAAGCCUCUCAAGCGCAAGAAGAGCGACAUCGACGACUCGUCCAACAAGCCCAUGAGAAAGAAGUCGACCCGCACGCGCGCCCAAACUGCCUAGUGGCGAUACUCGGUGGUCAUGGAUCGUCGGGUCAUGCUACUGAGCGAGAACAAUAUUGUCGAAUGACGUUGUGGUCCCUCUUCGUAUUCAUACCAUACACUGUGGUACCGGAAGCGAUACGCUGAUAGAUGCGAGAUAGUAACGUUAACUUGGUGACUCUAGUAGUAACCUUAACCUCGUAGCACUGAGC